This is a messenger RNA of Charadrius vociferus (killdeer), 663 nucleotides long. Its product is annotated as pulmonary surfactant-associated protein A-like. The record is from RefSeq and is a predicted model, not a curated record. The coding region runs from base 1 to 663 and encodes 220 amino acids. The transcript is spliced from 4 exons. NCBI's taxonomy places the organism in Eukaryota, Metazoa, Chordata, Aves, Charadriiformes, Charadriidae.
AUGAGGUCUUACUCGUCCUACGUGCUCAUAGCAGUAGCUACUUUGCUAGUGACUUGCCACGCACUGCAUAAAUGUCCAGGAAUUCCUGGUAUCCCUGGACUGCCUGGAAGAGAUGGUCUGAAAGGACAGAUACAUCUACCAGGUCUCCUAGGACCCCCUGGAAGCCUGAUAGGACGUCCUGGAAGACAUGGUCUUCCUUGGCUGCAAGGUCUACCUGAUUCUCUGGACACUGAACGCCAUGAUGUUUUAGUAAAUUUGAAACACCGACUUUCCAGACUUGAAGGCGUGCUUGCUUUGAAUGGGAAAAUAAGAGAAGUAGGAGACAAAAUACUUGCCAGCAAUGGGAGGGAAGUUGAUUUUGCAUCUGCUCUACAAUCCUGUGAAGAGGCUGGAGGAACUAUUGCAACUCCCAAGAAUGAGGAGGAGAACAAGGCAAUUUUGGGUAUUGUGAAACAGUAUAACCGAUACGCUUACUUGGGCAUUAAAGAAGGUCAGACUUCAGGUCAAUUUAUGUAUAUAAAUGGCACGCCUCUGAAUUAUACCAAGUGGCACCAAUAUGAACCUAAUGGCAAAGGGAUGGAAAAAUGUGUAGAGAUGUACACUGAUGGGAGCUGGAAUGACAAAAAAUGCAACGUGAAUCGCCUCACAAUCUGUGAAUUUUAA